GUUUCCUGCCAUUCCGCUUUCCAACCUUUACUUGACGUCUGCCACAUACUACGAAUAUAACUUACGCAAUGGCAGCGUCGCUGCCAAUCCCCGUUUUUAAUACCCUCGAAGAAGCGUAUUCCAGUCUUGGAAGCGCACUUGACCAUGCGCCUCGCUGGGAUAACCUAGCGGUGGAAUUCGAGUCGCGUUUUGGCAGAAAACCUGCUUUCAUCGCCCGAGCCCCUGGAAGAGUAAAUCUGAUCGGAGAGCACAUCGAUUAUGCAUUAUUCGGUGUACUCCCCGCCGCAGUUGAACGUGACAUCCUCAUCGCAUGCGCGCCGCGCUCUACGACUGAGCAAGGUGCUGUGCGAGCUGAGAACCUCGCAGGAUCCAAGUAUCCCCCGAGGCAUUUUGCGCCGUCUUUCAAGAAUAGCGCCUGGCACCUCGACAUUGACAAGACGCAGCUCAAUUGGGAGAGCUACGUCAAGGCAGGUUACUAUGGUGUCCUGAAUACAUUCUUUGCAUCGGGCGAGGAACAGCCCGUACCGGUCGACAUCCUUGUCACUGGUUCCGUCCCAGCUGGAUCGGGCCUGUCAUCCUCCGCGGCCAUGGUCGUCGCCUCCACACUCACCUUCCUGGCCGUGAAUAACAAGCUUACGGGGGUGAGCAAGGGCCGGCUCGUCGAACUGGCUAUGGAAAACGAGAAACGCGUUGGCGUCAACUCGGGCGGAAUGGAUCAAGCCGCCUCCGUGAUCUCCCUUCCGAACUCCGCCCUCUACAUCACCUUCUUCCCCACACUUUCUGCCGAGCCGAUCCCGCUCCCCUCGGGUUCCUCUCCCGCAGUCCCAACCGAAUCCACCACGACCACGGCUCCUUCCUUAACCACAUCUACCGCACAGCCCCACCAGGCGUCAACAGAUCCGCACAACACCAGCCUAGCUGUCGAAGUCCCAGCGGCCAGCGCGGGCGGCGUGUUCGUCUGCGCCAACUCGCUCGUCGUCUCCGACAAAGUUGUCGGGGCACGAACGCGAUACAACCUCCGCGUCGUCGAGACGCUCGUCGCCGCUCGCGUUCUGUGCCGCAUCCUCGGGCUACCCCUCGACGAGGACAUCAGCGGCAAGCGGGAGCGUGUGACGCUCCGCGAGGUGGUCGGGCGCUACCUUGGCGUGAAAGAAACCAAAGGCGGCGAGCCCCUGCUGUCCACCGCGCAGCUACACAAAGGACUCUCCGAGCUCGGCGUGCUCAGCGGGCGGCUGCGCCCGGGAUGCUGGAAAGCCGACGCGGGCGAGAACACGGUCCUGGCACAGGGCGCGGAGCUCGGCGUGUCUAUGGAGGAGAUGGUGGAGAUGAGCGGGCUGGAAAAAGAUGAGUUCCACGAGACCUACCUUAGCUGGGUCGACGUCGAGGCACCAAACGGCCGCUUCCAGCUGUACAAGCGCGCGGCACAUGUGUUUUCGGAGGCCUUGAGGGUGUUGCAGUUCAGGCAGGCGUGCUUGCAGGGACGGGAGCUGAUUGAUAAUAAGCCAAACGCACCCGUAGGCGAAAACGCUACCAAGGCCAUACUUGAGGUCCUCGGCGCGCUCAUGAAUGAGUCUAUGGAGUCGUGCUCGAAGCUCUACGAAUGCUCCUGCCCCGAACUUGACCAGCUGACGACGAUAUGCAGAGAGGCCGGGGCCUACGGUUCCCGACUCACAGGUGCCGGCUGGGGGGGCUGCACGGUCUCUCUUGUUGCGGAGUCGCAGGUACAAGAUUUCAUCGCAAGGGUGAAAGCCGCGUAUCCGCCGUACAAGAACCUCGAAGGCGAGCAACUGAAGGAAGUCAUCUUCGCCACGAAACCAAGCAGCGGAGCUUUUGUAUAUAAAUUUGAUUAAAAUGAUGUUAAGUGAAGCAUGUCCGAAGUAUGUACAAGAAUGUACUGCGUACUCGAUGAUAAAACUAUGCUUCCCCCCAUUGGUCCGCAGUACUGCCUGCAUUAC
This is a messenger RNA of Gloeophyllum trabeum ATCC 11539, 1955 nucleotides long. Its product is annotated as Galactokinase. The record is from RefSeq and is a predicted model, not a curated record. Gene Ontology annotation, cellular component: cytosol. Gene Ontology annotation, molecular function: galactokinase activity; ATP binding. Gene Ontology annotation, biological process: carbohydrate phosphorylation; galactose metabolic process. Bases 69 to 1850 code for a protein of 593 amino acids. The transcript is spliced from 10 exons. NCBI's taxonomy places the organism in Eukaryota, Fungi, Basidiomycota, Agaricomycetes, Gloeophyllales, Gloeophyllaceae.